Molecule: messenger RNA, 7659 nt
Organism: Cavia porcellus (domestic guinea pig)
Lineage: Eukaryota; Metazoa; Chordata; Mammalia; Rodentia; Caviidae
Gene: Tmem174
Product: transmembrane protein 174
Exons: 2
Coding region: 78-812 (244 amino acids)
Source: RefSeq, a predicted model, not a curated record
UAACUAGCCUGAGCCUGCACCUCCCAGCCUCUCACCAUCCCUCUCCCCUCUGAGACACGGGUGCUGUGCGUGCAGUCAUGGCGUCCAGCAGCAGCCACCUGGAUGACUUCUCUCUCAAUGUGUUUUCGCUUACUCCUUACACUCCCAGUACCGCUGACAUCCAGGUGUCUGAUGACGACAAGGCAGGAGCCACCUUGCUCUUCUCAGGCAUCUUUCUGGGAUUGGUGGGGAUCACGUUCACAGUCAUGGGCUGGAUCAAAUACCAAAGUGUCUCCCACUUUGAGUGGACCCAGCUCCUUGGGCCCAUCCUGCUGUCAGUCGGGGUGACAUUCAUCCUGAUUGCUGUGUGCAAGUUCAAAAUGCUGUCCUGCCAGCUGUGCAAAGAAAGUGAGGAAAGGGUCCCAGACUCGGAGCAGACGUCAGGAGGACAAUCGUUCGUUUUCACUGGUAUCAACCAGCCCAUCACCUUCCACGGAGCCACUGUGGUGCAGUACAUCCCUCCUCCUUAUGGGUCUCAAGAGCCGAUGGCGAUGAACACCGCUUACCUGCAGUCCAUGGUGAACCCUUGUGGUCUCCUGCCCUCCGGAGGGGCAGCGGGUGCCAUGCCGAGUCCUCCUCAGUACUGUACCAUCUGCCCCCAAGAUAAUGCUGCAUUUGUGGAGAGUGAGGACUACUCUUCCAUCACGGAUGGCAGGAACAGCAGGUCCAGCCUUGGUGCUGACCGGCUAGGAGAGAUGCAGCUGGAAGAAGAGGAUUAUGCUCGCUUCUCCUCUCCUCCUCCCUAUGAGGAAAUCUAUGCCCUCCCUCGCUAAAGUCUUUAUUGCUAAGGGAAUGAGCGCCGAAGUCACUGUGACCUGACAACUGGAACGUUCUAUAUUAUUAUCUUCAGAAGUCAGAGAAGAGCAGUCCAGGCAGCCUCACUGAUAUCUGCCACAUUGGGAAAGGGAAAGGAAACAGUGAGUAAAAGCCUCAGACUGGUAAAGAUUAGGCUGGGUAGGAAAGGUUCCUUCAGAUACAGUGGCAAAUUCUCGCAGGUAAGAAAUCCUCUGUGUAAGGUGCAAGAGCUAGAAUUUUCCUUUUCCCUCAACACUCACCCCCUUCUAUGAGAAGGCAUUGGCGUCUCAGUUUUCACUCCCGCAGCCAAGGGAAAAUCUUGAUUUCUGAGACCUAAAAGCUUCCAGGUGAAAGUACGGGUGGGAAGGAAGCAGGGAUGAGAAAGUAGCUCAAGCAGAGAUUUCCCUGUGCCCGUCCUGGGUCCCAAAGUGAGCCUGCAUAUACCAGACAGCCGGAUUGCUAAGUGGUCUUCCAUAAGGACUCUGGAUAUCAUAAGGGCUGCAAAAUAAAUGAACAAAUAUAGUGGAAUAAGAUAAAGUAAUGUCUCCUGCUGGAAUAGUAUUGGAUAGCUAAGUCUUAUGGGAAGAAGUAUUGAUAGAAUAAUAAUGGGAAUAAAUCUAAUAUGUUCUGGGUAAAUGUUUUGGAUCCAUGAAUAAAAUCACUGAUGUUUUCUCCUGCAAGGCUGAAGCUUUACGCGUGAUGCAUAUGAAUGGGUUCUUGUCUACCCCAGUCCAGGGUCUGUGCUGGGCAUGAACUUGGCACAGCAGCAGACAGAGUCCUGGGGACCUGUGAAAUUAAAGUAGAGCCACUGUGUCAACACUAGAAAGUUGUGCAUUACAAAAACAAUCUUACUAGCUAAGAUAAGCUCACCCUCUGCAUAAAAAGACUGAUGUCCUUCAUCUCCUUGAAUCUAGACUGAAUAAUAAACAACCAUAACAGACCCACUGACUUGAAAAGAGACAGUUUAAAAUCAUUUAGUUUCAAAAUAAAACAUUUUCCUUAGGUUGCAAGGAUAAGGUCACUGAAUGAAGAGUAUCUUACCCUAAAGGAAGAUAUGGGAUUUAGCAAUUCUUUAAAGUUUUGGCACUGAGUUUGUAUAGAGAAUGAUUUUUACUUUCUAUCAGAAUUAUGUAGCUUGUCAAGAAUAUGGGUAAUAUACGUUAGGUGUAUUAUUGUUUCAAUUUACUUUUUACAUUGAGGACUAAUCUUUUUAUUUUCAAGUUGGAUGAUAAAGGAUGGGAAAAUACGGUUCCAUUUAUAGAUUCGGUAUAUUAGCUUUGAUUCCACACGUGCUGACGACACUGGGUACCUAGCUGAGGGCUCCAGGGAGGAAGUUAGGUGACAAGGACUUGAUGGAGCAUCGCUGGUGGCACUCUGACAGGUAGAUGAAUGACAGCACUGUUUCACUCACCAUAUUCCUCCAUCCCCAGCUAUCCCACAAUUUUUAUAUAUAGUGUGCUUAAACAAAUAUGGUCAAUAUUUAAAGUUUUAAAUAUUUAUUACAGUGAAAGAUACAUUGGGGUUACUCCCCCUCAAAAUCUUCCCCUCACCUCAGAUAUACCUAUUCCAUCAUUCUUGUCACCUUCUGAAGCAGUUCUGAAUGCCCUUUUUCAUGUCCUUAGUGGUAUAGUUGUGGCUGCCUUGAUGUCCUAAAUCAAUUAAAAAGUUUUACCUUUGAGAGUCAUUUUGACUUUGAGGAAGAACAAAAAGUUGCAUGGUGUCAAAUCUGGUGAAAAAGGUGGAUGACACAUCAUAACAUUUUGAUUUGACAGAUGUUCCCAUAAAUAAUUGAUCAACGGGCUGAUCAUAAGAUAUGGUGAAUGUUUACAUUAAAGCAUUUAUUACACAUCGCCACUGAAUGUCUCCAAAUACUUCCCCUAGCUUUGGACACAUUAUUCUUGGCAGUGUCUUUUAUGUUAUAUUGUUUUAUUAUUUUUUUUUACCUUAACAUUUACUGUAUCUUUUGACCACCCCUUGUACUUAUAGAUUUGAGUUGCAAUGAACAUCAAGAGAAGCUCAGAAGCUCAGAACGUAUUCAUGAGGGGUACCAUGUGUGGCAGCAGGGGUGUGGGCUCCACUGCUCCUGUCCCUGGUGCCAUCACAAAGGUCUUCUAUGCUCUUAAAGACACUGCUGCAGUCUCCUUAGCUCAUGGUGCAAGUAGGGCCUGUGGCAGUUGGGAUUAGCAAAUGGGCUUUGUGCCUUCACUUCCCAGCUACUUACUGAGCAUUUAGUCUGUGUCAUGAAUAAGGCCGUGACAGAUCAAGUACCUGCCAAUAGCAGAUAUGGCUCUGCCCAUAGAACUUCUCUGGGAAGGGGAGCACAUACUGGUUAAUUAUCUAGAUCACCCAUUCAUUAGCCUCCGGUACCCAUGAGGGGUCCUGGAACUCUAAAAGUCAUAAAACUUGCCUGGAGAUGGGCAGUCAGAGAUAUUCCUUGGUAAUCCCAGUGAGUGUCAUUCACAGGGACAGCCAAGUGGCUGGGGGCAGAUGGCCUGUAAAGACCAUGCUUGGACCUGGAGGACCUGUGGCUGCCUGCUAGACAAGGAAGAGAAGGCAGCAUCAUGGUAGGAGCAGUGUGGCAAGGGACCAUAUGAAGCAACAUAGAAGGCACCUUGUGGGUUGUACAAGCUUAGUACCCAGCUGCCACCACCCUCUCAUCCUCUCACAGAAUGCACCCAAAAAUCACACUCACUGGCUUUCAAUCCUGCAUUGUAUCUUUAUUUGAGGGUUUCAGAGGCCGGCCUUGAUGUCCUGACUAGCAAGAUGAUGUUCCCAAUAGAAUUUCCAUCUUGUCAUCCAGAUAGCUGCCUCUGGUCACUCUCUCAACACUUUGUGGGGUGCAGGUGUGAGACUGAAGGGGGAUAGUGAGCUGUGGUCAGUCUCUCGGCCCGCUGCCCAAGCGUAGAGGGGAGCAGUGCCGGCCUGAGUCUGAGGUCUUGCAGAACUUGUCUGCCUUGUCAGACAUUUCAGGCUUUGUCUGAAUAGGUAGGUGUGUUUAUGAAGAAGCAGAUACCAUCAGAUUUUGGAUACUCAGUGGUUAGAGCACCGCCCAGAAGUCAUAUAUGGAUGGAACAGUGAUCUUGCUAGGUGAAUUCAGAGCUAAGUGACUAGAACAUGCCCUGGGAGCCUGUACUUGCUCUCCUUUCCUCUUGGCCUCCAGGGUGGCCCUGUGGCUGAGCAAUCUACAGAGAAUUUAGAAUGCUGCUAAAAAUUCUGUUAAUCACCAGAAAUGAUUUCUGUUGCUGUUGUUAGUUUGCUUUUUGAGACAGGGUCUCUCUAUGAAGUUCAGGCUGGCUUUGAACUCACUAUAUAGCCCAGGUUGGCUUCAAAUUCAUGGUGAUCCUUCUGCCUUAGCCUCCAGAAUGCUGGAAUACAGGUGUGUGCCACCAUACCUGGCCAGGAAAUGACUUUUUAAAGAACUUCACAUAUCUGCAAACAUCUUCCAGCAGCUGACUGGGCUAGGGCUUCUGGCUGGUAAGAGUUCAAUCCCUGGUACCGAUUUAAAAUAAAGAAAGAACAAUACAUGAAACCCUAUGUGGCCACCAUCCAACUUCAGUGAUUAUCAACUUGUAGACCCGUGCGCUAUCAAUUAAAUUUUAUAAAGUAAAUCCAAGCCAUCAAAUUAUUUUAUCCUAAAAUAUUUAAUAGCUCAUCUUUACAAUAUAAGGACUCAAAAACAAUUACAACACAAUUAUCCCACCUAAAAAUUUUACAGUAACUUUAACAUCAUCAGAUAUUUAGCUGGAAUUCGAUUUCCCCAAUCUUUUUGUCUCUUAUUUUCUCUUUGGCUUGGAUUAAAGCCAAACAAGAUUUUUGCUAAAUGCAUUCCUAAAUUUCUAGUUGUUUUAUACUCCUUUUGGGGAGGCAGUUUGCAAAUUCAUGACAGUAGAUUUGUAUUUAUUAAAUUUUAUAUUAUUUCCUUUAAAUUUCCUCUGUCAGAUCUAUGAAAGUCUAGGACCACAGUAGAAUUAUCCCCCUCUAGAAUUAAAUUUUUUUCCACUAUUAGCAUGUUAUGUUUUCUUUUCUAAAAAAGGGCUUAAAAAUAUAUUAAUAAAGAAAGAUCUUUGAGGAUAUAGUUGAGAAUUUUUGGUCACAGUAUAGCUUCAAGAAUAUCAGAAGACUUUGAUAAUCUUGUAUGUUUUUUGCUUGGUUGGUAAAGCUUUUAAUAGGAAAAUGUUUUUCCUUAAAACCUCGUUUGAAAAUCCCAAAAGCAGGAACUGGAUCUCAUCUUUAAGAAAUAAAAAAGCAAAGUCUUUUGCUCUGCAUUAAAAUAUUACUUGAUACAAUUUAACUCUCAGAGGUUACUGACCAUGGGUCUCUUACCAGUGAAUUCUCAACACUCCUCAAAUUAGAAAAGAAUGUGUUUUCUGGACAUGUCUACCACUCUUCCUUUGAAGUUGGAAAUGUGUGUGUGCACACGUGUGUAUUCAGCUACAUGCUCUUAUUAUAGAAUAUGAUUUAUGGAUUUCUUCCCCAUUUACUACUUGUAAAUCACCAAGAUUUUUAUGUCCCAAGCAGUCAGCAGUUGGUUAUAAAAUCAACAGAAAGCUGUACUAAAUAAACCUUUACUGGAUUGCUCUUAAAGAAUUGAUGACAUUCUGAAAGUGAAGACAACUCUUCAGAAAUAAUUCUCACCCACUUCUGGAAAGCCAAAAAGGUCUCAGGGAAUUUUGCUUGCCUUAAGCUUUUAAGAAGAUGAAUUACAAGAUGAACUGGUAAGAAAAUCCAUUUCCUAGGACGCAGAAGUUUUCUUGUAACAAAGAAUUUGCCCAGUGUUGCAAAACUUAAACUUGCGUAAAUUAUAGAUACAAAAAAUGUGUUCUAAAGUCUGCUGUAUACUUAGAUGUUAAAAGAUAUAGAUCGUCUUGUACUAAACCCUGCAUUAUUUUAAAUGAACAUAAUUUUAAAAGUGAGUAUAUCUAUUCAUGUAUGUAUUCAUUUCUGUGCAUGAAAACUUUUUAAACAGAGAACAUACACUUGGAACUAAUUAUUUUUGGGGUGGAGGAUGGAUGACUCAUGUCUGACUUUAAUCUGUGGUGAUUAAUCAGUUGUUUAUACCUGAUGUGUAUAUUACCUAUCCAUAACAUUUUUAGAAUACAGGAGAAAGAGAAGGAAAUGAACUCUCUCCUUGCACUUCUGUUCAGCUCAUUUUCUCGAGUCAACCUCAUCUUGAGUCCUAGAGUAAAAAAUGUUCAUUGCCCCUACUCUUAAUAUGUGCACAGAUGAACACGCAAGACACGAGACACAAAAGCGACGUGACUGCGUGCAUCUGUGUGUGCAGACGCUGCACGUAAUCUGAGAGGCGCGAAGUCCCCGGCGCAGGAGCAGAGCCGUCCCGUGCAGGAAAGGCCUUCGGGUGCUGUACAGGGCUCCGGUUCCCCGGGGCAAGGUCCAGAGCAAGAGCCCACACCCUCGAAGUCCGGGUCAGCUUACUUGCAGGGCCGGGUCUGAGAGUUUCUGAACCCCGCCCAGCCCCACGGCCACACCCUGGAAAGCCAUUCAGGGCAGUUUGCGGUGACGGGAGCCCGCACCUUUGUACCCCGGGCCGAGCCGUGGGAGGAGCCCGGGUGGCCGGAUCCUGCGCAGCAGAAGCAGCAGGACGCUGCCGACAGGGGGCGUCCGGUCCCGGACCCUGCCGCCCAUUUGUCCCCUUCCACCUGGACUCUGGUUUGGACUCCUCCGCUUGGACUCCUCGGGGUCUCUGCUCCCUCCACAGCCUGCACAGGCCUCACACAAACGCUCUGGCCAUUUGCCUGUCCCCUCCCUCCCGCACCCCAGUGCUUCUCUGGCCCUUGGCUGGCUGCGGGUGUGCAGCUGGAUCACUUCUCUGGGUUCUGUUAGGCCCGGCACUUCUUUCCACCCUGGCGUUGGUUUUCUUCUGGGAAGGAGUAGGCGGCUCUGAUCUGAUCCCUCCCCAGAAGCUCACACCCCAACGUGUCGCGCGGGGGGGGGGGGGGCUCCCUGGUUCUAUCGCAGAGUCCCCUGGAAACCUCUUCUCAAAGGACUGUGCAGUCCAGUGGGCCUGGCAUCUCCCUUUCCCUCGCCCCAGAAAGAACCCCUUCCCUGGAUUUAAAAGACUAACUUCUUUUCCGUGGCUGUUGUGGCAGAGAAUUCUAUUUGGACAACCCACAUUUACUCACUAAUUUUAGUAGUUGUCAAAGUAUGGUCCACCUGUUUUGGAGUGGGGCGGGGUAGGGAUUGCAAGGUCAAGGUAAUUCUAAAACGUCAUUCACCUUUCUAAUUCUGUGAACAUUUGCACUGGUGGUGCAAAAGCAGUAGCACUGAUGGCUUGUUGCAAGCAAUAGCACAAUGCCCUGCUCCCAGAGGCCCCCUCCUGAAACCCGUUAACACUGCUUCAUUUGGGAAAAGGGUCUUUACAAAUGUGAUUAAUUAAAGCAUCUUGAGAUGGGGUGAUUAACCAGGACCGUCUUUGUGGUCUGUAAGGGUGACCACAUUAUCUCCUCCAAGAAAGAGACACAGGGAUACUUUAUAGACAGAAGAGAGAAGACCACAUAAAGACAGAGAUUGGAGCACUGGCAGCCACCAGCGAAGGAAUGCCAGCAGCUACCAGAGCUGAAAGAGACAAGGGACAGACUCCUGCGGCCUCCGGAGGGAGUGUGGUCAUCCUUCUGAUUUGAGACUUCCUGCCUCAACUGUUGUUUUUAAGUUACCCAGUUUGUGGCAAUGUGUUACAGGGGCCAUAGAAAACCAAUACAAAUGCCACACGGUGUAGCAGUAAUUUUAUUCUUCACCAAGGGUAAGAAUCUGCUCAAAGGGAGAGGGGGGAAAAUAACUCGGAAAAAGAGAAAAAAAAAAAAAAAAAGG